Dracunculus medinensis (Guinea worm) is the source of this 3501-nucleotide messenger RNA. The record is from the annotation of a GenBank genome assembly. NCBI's taxonomy places the organism in Eukaryota, Metazoa, Nematoda, Chromadorea, Rhabditida, Dracunculidae.
AGAUUGAUAAAUAUAUCAAUAAUGACGGAUAAAUCAGAUUUAUUACGUCGUUCGAAACGUAAAAAAUUUUAUUUAAAUGUUGCUGCAAUGUUAUCAGCAAAUUCUGAGCGUAAACGAAAUCAGCAUAUUUCAUCGAUAAGAGCCACCACGGAUUAUCAGUCGGCCGCAAUAAAUGAACAAUCAACAACAACAACAGCAGCAUCGGCGACAACAACGACGACAAUACAUCGUGUAAAUUCUCAAUUAAAAAAACGUCGAAAAAGAAGGCGAAAAUCUAUGAAAAUCGAAAAGGAAACGAUAGAAAAUUUACAAAAAUUUGAUUCAAAAAAUUUAAAAAUGAAUAAUAAAUCAUUAUCCAGGCUAAUGAAUAAUAAAUUAUCAUCACCUAUUAUUGGUUCCAUUGAAAUAGCGCCAACAAUUAGUUCAAUAAUUGCAAAAUUAGCUAAAGAGAAUAAUGAUAUGAAAUGUCUAAUAAAGCCUAACGCGGAAACGAUAUCAACGACAAGUUCAACAACUACUACGAGUACCAAUUCAUCCAGUAUUUCACCAAUUAUUAGUUCAUCACCAAAUCAUCAAAUAAAUCAUUCAUCGGAAACGAAUCCAAUAAUUUCUCAACCAUCAUUAGUCAAUGAUCAUCAUUCUUCUGUUAAUGUUUCAGUUGUUUCCUCAUAUAUUGAAUCAUUUCUUCAUGUUAAUAAAGUCGAUAAACGAUCCAAAAAGAUUACCAAAAAAUCUAUUUCGAAGAAAACAUCGGCUUUAAAAUCAGAUUCAAUUGUAAAGCGUAUAGGCAAAAUAAAACUGAAGAGAAAAUUCGCAAUUAAUGGUAAAAUCGGUAUGGUACAUUUGCAGAAUGGUAGAUUAGAUGAAAUUAAGGAUGAAAAUAUUGAAAAAUCUCCUGAAGAAGAAAUAUCGAAUGAAGAAUUAGCGAUUACAGUUAAAGAUAAAAUUGAUAAAGAUAGAAUUGAGGCAGAAUUCGAAUGGGUUAAGGAUGAAAAAGAAAUCUGUGGUACCGAAAUUGUCACAGGUGAAAAAAUAGGAGAGAAUCAAGCAGAAAAAGAAAGAGAAAUAGCGAUAGGAAUUGAAAAAGAGGAAGGUACUGAAACAGAGGAUGGUACCGAUCGAGAAGAGGAUUUCGUGAAGAAAAAUCGAAUUUCUGAAAAAUUAACGAAGAAACGUGAAAGGAAAGCACCACUACGUCACGGUGAUUAUAUUCCCGAUGAAGAAAUCGAUCCUCCGCAAAAAGAGCACCGUAAAGAGAUUGGUGAGAAAUUCUAUUGUGCUAGUUGUCCAGCAAGUUACACUUCACGAACUGGCCUAGCUAAUCAUCGAAAACAACACGGCAGUGAUAAGGAAUUUGUAUGUAAAGAAUGCGAUUUCAGUUGUAAGAACCAAAAGACAUUGCGUGUUCACGAACUCGUUCACGUACCUCCAAUUGUUGAAAUUACAACGAAUGCAGCGACAUUGGUUAAACCGUUAAUUUCGUCUCCACAUCAAACAGAGCAGUCAAAUACAAUAAGAGAAGAAGCGUUGAAUUUAAACCUGUCCGAAUCAAAAGAUAACAAUGAUAAUGAAGUGAAAAAAGAUGCAACGAUUGAUAAUCGAAAAGAGCCAAGUGAAUUUGUGAAACGUUUGAGAAAUGAGCUGAAUAAUAACGAUUUUCAUCAAAGAACUAUUAAACGAAUAAAGAAGAAAUUUAUGAAACGUCUUCGUGAUAAAUAUCCAAAAUACAUAAAUAUUCGUUAUGGUCGAUGCUUUUCAACAAUCGGUCAAUACUAUUUAAAUUAUGUACUUCAUCGUAAAGAAUUCAAACGAUCACAAUCAUUGCUGAAUGUUUGGCAAAAAUACACUAAUCAUAAUGAAACUGAAACUGAAAAACAUAAAGAGGAAAUCACAGAAGACGUUAUCAGUGAACCGUUAAAACCUAGAAAUGGUAAUCAUCGCUGCAGUCAUUGUCCUUAUACGACUGAUAAAAAAUCAAGAUUAGCUCGACAUGAAAACAAACAUAUUGUUCAAGCUGAACAUAAGAUUACAUCGGUUGGCAACAGGCGAAUAUCAGUGCUCGUAAGUAUUGAGAUUAUUGAAAUUGUUAUGGUAUCCUUUUUAUUAUUGUCAUGUGAAGAUUUUGCUGAAAUGGCACAUGGUUCAUCCUUCUUUAAGUGCAAUUUCAGGUUAUGUCCUUAUAAAUGUAAUACAUAUGCUAAAAGUUAUCGCCAUAAUAAAAAGCACCAAAAACGUUCCCGAUAUAUCUGUGAGCAAUGUACAUUUAGUGUGGGAUCAGCAUAUCGUCUUGAAGAACAUAAAGCUCUUCAUGCAACUGAUCCUUCGACUAGUAAUGAUAAAUAUGAGAAUAUGCAAUCAGCGUGUAAUCAUCAAAUCGUUGCGAAAAAAGACGAAGCACAAAUUGACGAAAAUACUUCUCAAAAUUUGCCGUUUACUGAAUCCGUUGAUGGCGCUGAUGAUGGUGAUGAUGACGUACUCGGCGAAAGACCUAAAUCCAGAUUAGAUUAUCAUCAACCCACUUUUUUAUUGCCUCCACCGCCUCGGCCAUUUCUUUUUUCAACAAAGGAAGAAUACGAAUGCGUUCAUUGUCCUUUCUCUACGGAUUGCGAAAAAAUAUACGAAAUUCACAAAUCCUUACACGAUGGUCAAAAUCGACAUUUUUCGUGUCAUAUUUGUACAUUUAGCUGUAAUAUGCCUGUAAAUCUUUAUGAUCAUCUCACUUUACAUUUUAUGGAUUAUGGUUUUGCUUUUGGGAAACUAUGUUCAGCUGAUAAUGAACGACAGCGACAUCCAACAUCAUCGGAUAUAAAAAUGGAUCCCAUUCAAUCAUUUAUGCGAUAUUUUAUCACAAAUGAUAAUAGUGUUAAUGAAGAAUUGCAAUGUAAAAUUUGCUCAUUUCGAACAGCUGAUCGUAAACUUUUUUAUAUACAUCAGUAUAAACAUUCAUCGGCGAUUCAGAGGAGACUUAUGACAAAAAUAAAACGGGAGCCGUUGACAGUUGAUGGAACUCAACGAAAAUAUAAGAGGAAGGCUGAUCCUUAUUCCAAAAAGUAUUGUUGCUCGAUUUGUUCCUUUUAUUGUGAUACAAUAACGAUAUUCAAUUUGCAUUAUGAAAUGCACGGACGAAAUGGCAUUUAUACUUGUCACUUAUGUAAUUAUUCGGAUAAUACAGCAGUUAGAGUGAGAUUUCAUGAAGAAAAUCAUCAUCAUAAGGAAUCAUUAAUGCAUUUUCUUAAGGAUGCUGUUUUUCGACCAGAAAUUUCAAGGGUGAAAAAUAUAAAUGAUCUUUUGGAAGGAAAUCAUUUAAUAAAAGAAUCUUGUCAAGAAAUCAAAUGUAAUAUAUGUUCAUAUAAAACAUAUAGUGUGCUUGAAUUUUCAAAUCAUUGGUCGAAUGUUCAUGAAAAAUUUGAUCGAACGGCUACUCGAGAAGAAUUACAACGCUGUCAAGAAUUUCAUAUGAAUAUUUUUCCAGCUAAUUCAGUUAUCUUCAAAUCACAUUAA